UUGCGAAGAACGGCCUGAGAGAGAAGGUGUUUUACGUGGCGGCGGUGUGUAGUCUGGUGGUGGUGGCGUUCGGCCUGCUCGCCUUACAGUAGCUCAUCCCGUACUACUUCGCCGUGUCCGCCCCGGUCCUCAUAGGACUCAGGCUCUAUCUGUACUGGGCAGCCCCGGCGGAGCCUAGAGUGUUCCAGAUUGUUUUUGCUAUCGCCAACGGUCCUCUCGUCAUAGCGGUUUUCUUCUUCCGCAACUCCAUCGUCUUUCACAGCAUAGACAGAAUGACGUCAGUCUUCAUCCACUCGCUGCCUGCUUACGUCACCUAUGGAGUGCGGUGGUACUCUCCCCAAAUAUCUGUGAAUUGGUACACACCUUUCCCGUCUGAGACGGAGUUCCAGGACCCCUCCUUCAUCUGGCUGCUCGCCGUGCCACUCGCCUGCUAUGUCGGCCAUGCUCUGCUGUACGCAGUGGUCGUCAACGGCAUCCUCAGACCCAGCCCGGAGUACUGGAACACUUAUCGGUUCUUCACGGCCAAGAAGAACAGCGUUUGGUACAAGGUUCUCAAUAUGUUUGGCCCAAAAUUUUCAUACUUCAACUACAACAUCCUGAACGUGUUGAUCUGCCUGGCGUCCAUGCUGCUGUGCCAGGUGUGGUACAGAUGGUUCAUCGCGCACGCCGUCUUCCUGGCCGUGGCGUUCGUCAUCAAGGCUUGGAACGGCGCCACCUUCUACACCUUUGCUAGCAUGUGGAGUACAUGCUAG
This is a messenger RNA of Branchiostoma belcheri (Belcher's lancelet), 752 nucleotides long. RefSeq lists its product as uncharacterized. Bases 273 to 752 code for a protein of 159 amino acids. Lineage: Eukaryota; Metazoa; Chordata; Leptocardii; Amphioxiformes; Branchiostomatidae. The transcript has 7 exons. Gene Ontology annotation, biological process: phosphatidylcholine biosynthetic process. The record is from RefSeq and is a predicted model, not a curated record.